AUGGUGGGGGCGGUGGCCGCGGCGUUCCUGGCUGGGAGCCCAGAGGAGUCUUUUGUAAUCACAACAUGAUCUCGUGUGCUGAGCGGCGAAGCCGGCAGGGAGAGGCCGGCGGAGGGAGGCCCGGCUCCGGUGGCUCCGGCUUCCCUCCCGCUCUAGCUCCCCCCAGGACUGCUCUGGAAUUCUCUCCGUGCCCGCCGUUGCCAUGCACUCAGCUGGGCCUCCCGGGGCUGAGUCCCCGAUGAGCAGGCAGGAGGAGAAGGAUGCAGAGCUGGACCGGAGGAUAGUCGCCCUUCGCAAGAAGAACCAGGCCCUAUUGCGCAGGUACCAGGAGAUCCAGGAAGACCGGCGGCAGGCAGAGCAGGGGGGCAUGGCUGUGACCACGCCGGAGCUCCUUCGUCCUCAUGGCCUCACUGUCACCAUCAGCCAGGGACAUACCUACCAGAUCCCAACCUCAUGCAGCCCAGGCCCACUGCUGGCCCCCACCCCAGAGAGCCACAGCUGGAAGGGGAAGCGGGUGGUCAGCCGGAACUGGGCAAGGAGCGCCCUUGGACCUGGAGCAGCCAGUGAGAUUCUUGAGGAUGAGCAGGCAGAGGCCCACACUGGCACCUUCUGCUUGGGGGAGCGGGUGGAUCUGGCUGUGACCAUGGAAAACAAAGCCGAGGCCAAGCGUAUCGUAAGUGAGAAGCCCACCAGAGCACGGAACCAGGGAGCAGAAGGGUCACCUGGAGGGGGCUUGGGCCGGAGCCCCUCCAUGCCAACGGCCAUCAGCUCAGAUUCUGCACGGAAGGGUGUCCGGGAGCCCCGGAGUCCAGCCCUGGUCCCAGGCCCAGCUCCCUGCCGGGCACCGGGGCGCCCCCUGGAGGUGGGCUGGGACUAUGCCCAGUGGAAGCAGGAGCGGGAGCAGAUCGACCAGGCCCGCCUGGCACGGCACAGAGACUCACAGGGUGACUGGCGCCGCCCGUGGGACCUGGACAAGGCCAAGCCCACGCGACAGGGCUCCAGCAAGCCUCGGGAAGAGGGCCCGGCCAGGGUGGGCAGCACGAGGGGUCCCAGGAGCCAGCGAAAGCUACAGCCCCCACCACUGUCCCCUGAUGGCAAAGGCAGUGCUACUCGGGGUGGGCAACAGGGCAGACCCGUGGUGGCGCUGGCCACACGCAGCAAGGCUCGAGGGACAGAGAGGCUGACUGGCAGGGCCCGCAGGUGGGAAAUGAAGGAAAACAGGGAGGAGCCGGAGAGCCAGGAGGGAAGCCAAAGUACCAGAAAGACUCGGAAUGAGAAGGAACAUGAGCAGACUCAGAGCAGGAUGGAGCCGGGCGGACCCACCAGUGCCCUGGGAACCACCCCCACCCCAGCAUCGGCAUCACUAGAGGGGCUGAAAGAGGAGUCGGGAGAUUUGGCAGCCAGUCCAGCCAGUCCAGCCAGUCCGGGCUCUCCACCAAACUCAGACUUGGUUCCCCUCGAUCUCUCUCUAGGAGGCGCCAGUAGCUCUGGGCCUCAGGAGAGCACCUGUGUGCUCAGUUCAAAGCCUGGGGACCAGGAGAGCCCUGUGUCCCGGCUGGAGGGCCAUGAGCAGCCCCUGGGGUCAACCGAGCCCCAGGCCGAGCCAGAAGCCCAGACUUGUUCCGGGCCCCCCAAAGAGGCAGGGGCCCUGGAGCCCAGAGAAGACAGGCCUGGCAAGGCUGGGACCCAGCUGGGCCUGACACCUCGGAGCAGGGCCCCUAGAGGAGGCAGCCAAAGGGUGAGGGGUGCGGGAGGUGUGAGGAGCAGGACAGGGGGUCCUGGCCCUGCAGGAAGAUGCUGAGCAAAGCUCUUGGGAGCAGGGGGCCAGGCUGGGGACAGGAGGAGAGACACUGUCCAGAGUCUUUGCACCAUGGGUGUGUGGUGGCUGGUGGCUGUGGCAGCCUGGCUGAGCAGUUUGGCAAACUCUCCAGGGGAGUGAGACUGUGAAGGCCAGGACCCAGCCCCUGCCCUCAUAGGCGCCCCCUGUGCACACGUGUGCUCUCGCCCGCAGGUACGGCCCCUGGUGCAUGCCCGCGCCACGCCUGGUCUGUGAGACUGGUGAGCUCUGUCCCAAGCCUACUGCUGCCCAGGCCACAGGCUCCCUGCCAUGAUGAGAGGACAAGGCUUGGAAGCACUCAGCAGCUGGCUCACCUAGCUCCCGUCACCCCCCGGGGCCUGGCCACCCUCUCCAGCUACCAGCUCCUGGCUCGUUAGGUACUGCCAGCUCAUCAGCUGCUGCCAGCCUCAGCAGCUGGCAUGGCUAGCCCAGGCUUGGGGCCCUUUCCUACACUUUCCCCAGCCUUGUACCCAUGUGACACUCAGUCCCAGAAUCACUGGAUGACCCGCGGGGGAUCCUUUCGGGAAGAGGAGGCUGAGGCCCAGAGGAAGGGAGGCCACAGACGGCAGGGACGGAGCUGGGGACAGAAGAGCAGAGCUCUGGUCUCCUCUGUGAAAGGAAGGAUCUCUGAAGCGGGGUGGGGUGAAGAGGGGACAGACAGCUGCCUCUCCCCACCGCAGGGUGGGGGAGCUCAUCUUCGGGGACCUCCUCCCCCAUCCCCGGGUCAGACCUGAGUGCAUCCUGAGUGGGGGAAGGGGAGCCUGCCACCUGGGGUCGUUUCUUGCCAUCUUCCCACCGCGUCCCUGCAGUGUGUCAUGUCAGAGGAGGUCUCAGGCAGGGACUCGAGGCAGAGAAACAGCAACUCCAGCUAAGUACGACAUCAGGACUCGUCUUUCCUACUUAGUCUCUGUUCCCCCCACCACUGAGGCCCACGUCUGGUGAAUUAUCCAGACUCCGCACAAGCUGUGGCUUCCUCUCAAUUCAACAAACAUUUCCUGAGCACCCACUACCAGCAAUGCAGCCGGUGGGCGAUGGUGACUUUGCCAGCAAGAGGGAGGGAAGAAGCCUCGUCAUCCAGCAGAUCCAGGCUGCACGGCAGGAGCUGUUCUUGGCUGUAGGUGCCCGACAGGGGCUGAAGAUGGUGGUAGGAGCCCAGAGGGAACCAUCCCACCGCUGUGUGCAAAGGUGGGCGUGCCUCUCUUUCUCAUCAGGGGUCCCCUUUGCCCCCAAACCCCUGCUUGGAUCUCCCCACAUAGCCCGGCCGUGGCUGUUCCUCUCUGCUGAGGGUGCCAGGCUUCACUGGCUUCUCUGGGUUCUCUCGGGAGUGUCCAGAUCAUCCCCAGCAUUUCUCUCCACUGUCAAAGGGAGGUCUGAAUUGUGGCUCAACUGUGAGGCCAGGCUUCCUCACUGGCCCUUGCUCCACGAACCACCCCCUCUAUUGAGGAGGAGGGUGGAGGGGAUGACUUUUCAGCAGAUCAGACUGUUUUGAGCAGUGCUUCUUACACAUUAAGGUAUAGAUGAAUGCAGACUCUAACUCUGGGCUGGGCCUGGGAACCUGCAUUUCUCAUAGGCUCCAGGUGCUGCCUUUACUGCGGAUUCCUGGACCACACUUUGAGAGGAAGGAUUUGGAUUAGAAUAUACGGAGGGCUGAGGACAGAGACAGACUAGACUCUAAAGGGCUGGCUGCUGGCUCUACAUGGGGUGGUGGCAGGCUGCCCCCACCAGGUAGGAGCUUCCUGGUCUCAGAGUAGGGUGGGAAGCUGAGGCUUUGGGCUAGAGGCUUGAGAGCUGUGGUGCCAACUUCCUGUAGUGGGGAGUGAGAAAGUUGAUUGGGAGUGGGGUGAGGUGGAGGUGGUUGGAAGAGGUGGGGAUUGAUCAGAGGAAUUCUGGAAAGGUUUGGGAACAUUCUGUGCAUGUAGGGAGAAGACCCCUGUGAGAUAUGAAAAGGCAAGGGUGAAAGAUUUCAAGCUUAAGUUUUCCUCUUGCCAUCCGGUCACACGUUUGUGACUUCAGAGCAUGAAACUGGCUCUGGAACCCAUGACUCCCAAGGAUGGAGCUGGAGUAGAGCAGAUUCAAGCAGAGCCCUUGAAUUCAGAUGUCUCCCAAAUUGUGAACCAGAAUUUGGAUUCUAAGAAGUACAAACUUCCCCCAAUCACCAAUGCUGCCAACUAUACAGAUGUGCCUUCAUUAAAGGGUAUGUGCCUAGUCAUGUUUGACUGUGGGUUGGAGAUGUAGUUAGGGCAGAGAUCUGCUUGAGGCCUCAUGACAAGACCUAAGUGGGAGAGGAAGCUGGUCUAAAGGGCUAUGGAAAAAUGGGCUUCUCUCUCUUUUGGGUAUUAGGAGGAAGGGAUGUCAUGGGAGUGAGUCACUAUCAGUUGGAGAGAAUGGAGUCUGGCAUAGGACAUCUUCAUUAUAGGAAGAACUGUAGCACAAGGCAAGUAUCAUUGAGCUUUACUUAGAAAAGGGGAGCCCUUCUUCAGGAGCAAUGAGCUAGCACUUCUGGUGGCCACAAACCCUGCUCCAGGAUGAAACCAGCUAAGGGGCAGGAGGGAAGGGUAGACAUCCCUCCACAAAGCUCGGGGCCAUGGAAGGCUGCUCUGUUUCUUCCUGGAUCCUUUGGUUAAAGGCCUGGCUGGGAGCCGCCUUCUUGGAUGUCCUUCUCCUCUCCAACCAACAGACAAGACUGCUCCUCAAAGGUGGGAAGUUCUUCAUGGGACAUGGAAUCAGGAGCCCAGGCACAGAGCUGGGGGAAUUGACAAGGGAGAGUGCAGAGGGCAGUAGAGGGCCAGCGGGGACAUGACAGCUUUACCCAAGGCCUCAAAACAAGGAAGGCAGAAGAGGUGGAAAGCAUCUCUGUCCUGGCGCUGAUCACCUUACAGAGGGGAGUGGCAGACCACGCUGUGAGGGAGGUAUUUGGGGGAUGAUAGGCAGCAUGGUAGAGUGGAACAAACACAGGCCUUGGAAUCCAAGAGACUGAAUCUGAAUUCUAUGUCUGUCACCUGCUAGCUGGAUGGCUCUGGUCAAUUUUAAUGUCUAAAAGCUUCAGUUUUCUUGUUUGCAAAAUGGAGUUAGUAAUACCUAUGUUGAAGGAUUGUUAAGAAAAUUAAAGAUGAAAAUAUGCAAAAUACCCCGGGCACAUAGUAGGCACUCUGUUAACAGUAGCCUGGCACGAAGAAGACACUCAGGAAAUGUUUGUUGAAUAAAAGAAGCAGUGAUUUGUUGUGA
Molecule: messenger RNA, 5062 nt
Organism: Dama dama (fallow deer)
Lineage: Eukaryota; Metazoa; Chordata; Mammalia; Artiodactyla; Cervidae
Gene: CCDC9B
Product: coiled-coil domain containing 9B
Exons: 12
Coding region: 203-1801 (532 amino acids)
Source: RefSeq, a predicted model, not a curated record